AUGAGUGCAGUGAAUCAGAAGUUGCAUGAGUGCAGUGAAUCAGAAGAAGCAGACACUAUGUGUAGAGAGCCUUGGCGAGUAGAUUUGCAAGAAAGCAUGGUUCAAGAGAAAAGAGAGAGUGAAGUUGUUGACUCCACAAAGGACAAGAUUAAUAAGGAUGAGUUUUGUGGUGAAUACUUUUCUGCGGCAGAAGGCCAUGAGAAUAUAUUAGUGUAUUUUUCCAGUCAUUGUGUAUCAAAAGGAACUGUAUGUGAACGCACUAGAUUGCUGCGCAUAAAAUUCUAUGGCUCUUUUGAUAAGCCAUUCGAGAGAUAUCUGUACAAUAGCCUAUUUGAUGAGACAUAUCACUGCGAGUCUUGUAAAGAGCCUGCAGAGGCCCAUGUCGUUUGUUUUACACACCAGCAAGGAAAUCUUACUAUCAAUGUUAGGCGCCUCCCGUCGGUGAAGUUACCGGGGGAAAGCGACGGCAAGAUUUGGAUGUGGCAACGGUGUCUGAGGUGUCCAUUUGUGGAUGGAGUUCCGCCAGUAACUCAGAGAGUUGUUAUGCCGAAGUCUGCAUGGGGAUUGUCUUUUGGAAAGUUCUUGGAACUUAGCUUCUCAAACCGUGCAACUGCUGAUCGAGUUGCUAACUGCGGACAUUCUUUGCAAAGCGACUGCCUCCGGUUUUAUGGAAAGGUGACGGGCGAGCUUUUUCAUAAAAUGGAAACCUUGUAUGUGGAGAUAUCAGAUGUGCUUGAACAAUUGGAAACAAAGCUGUCAAAUGGCCAUGACAUUCAUAACCACAUACUUGAUCUAAAAAACACGCUUGAAAGAGAAAAAAUGGAAUAUCGUACUUUGCUAAAAUCAGCCGAUAUGACUUUAGACAUUCUGGAACUAAAUCGGUUGAGACGUUCACUUCUAAUUGGUUCGCAUGUUUGGGAUCACAAACUGUCCACACUGGACUCUCUUACUAAAACAAACUUGCGCGAGAAGCUUCUAGAGCUAGAUGACCAACUUGAGUCUCCAAAGAGGAUAAAUCUGAUUUUGAGCUCCACGCCAUCAUUCCUUUCCUCCAUUUCUCACAUUGCUGAAGGUGCUCGGUUGCUGCUUCCCCAAACAUGUCAUGGUGAUAGAAUUAUAGCUGUAUAUGAUAAUGAUUACUCCAGCAUAAUAUCCUACGCCCUUACCUCUAAGGAUUACGAAGAUUGGGUUUCUAGGAACUCGAAUUCUAGCGAGAGAAACAAACAAGAUUUAGCAAAUUCCUGCCUUUCUGCGUGGCCAACUUUGGACAUAGAUUAUAUCAAUUAUGCUAGUUAUGUCUCUGAUGAUGCUCAUGCGCAAAUCUCUUUUGAAGACAAUUAUUUGGGUGCCGUAGGUAAAGUGAACUUUUCUGUCACUUGCUAUUUUGCAAAGCAGUUUGAUUCACUAAGAAAAAGGUGCUGCCCUAAUGAAGUUGAUUAUGUGCGAUCCCUAACCCGUUGCCAGAGAUGGAGUGCACAGGGAGGGAAAAGUAAUGCAUACUUUGCCAAGUCGGUAGAUGAAAGGUUUGUUAUUAAACAAGUGACUAAGACCGAAUUCGAAUCGUUUCAAGAGUUUGCACCUCAGUAUUUCAAAUACCUGAUGGAUGCAAUGAACUCGGGUGGCCCAACUUGCCUUGCCAAAAUUCUUGGUAUUUAUCAGGUCACUGUAAAAUACCCAAAAGGUGGCAAGGAAACAAAGAUAGAUCUGAUAGUAAUGGAGAAUCUCUUUUACAAGAGAAACAUAACCACAGUGUAUGACCUUAAAGGGUCAGAAAGAUCUAGGUACAAUGCAGAUACAACUGGUACUAACAAAGUGAUGCUAGACAUGAAUUUGUUAGAAACACUGAGAACAAAUCCCAUAUUUCUCGGUUUUAAGGCUAAGCGAAAACUCGAGAGAGCUGUAUGGAACGACACAUCAUUUUUGGCGUCAGUUGCAGUUAUGGAUUACUCAUUGCUGGUUGGAGUGGAUGAUGAGAAAAAGGAGCUGGUAUUGGGGAUAAUUGAUUUCAUGAGACAGUACACAUGGGACAAGCAUUUAGAGACAUGGGUUAAAGCUUCUGGAAUACUUGGGGGUCCUAAAAAUGCCUCCCCCACAAUUGUUUCACCCAAACAAUACAAGAAAAGAUUCCGGAAGGCCAUGACUACAUACUUUCUCACCUUACCUGAUCAAUGGUCUUGUUAA
Messenger RNA from Vicia faba (fava bean), 2181 nucleotides. The record is from the annotation of a GenBank genome assembly. Lineage: Eukaryota; Viridiplantae; Streptophyta; Magnoliopsida; Fabales; Fabaceae.